Molecule: messenger RNA, 911 nt
Organism: Harmonia axyridis
Lineage: Eukaryota; Metazoa; Arthropoda; Insecta; Coleoptera; Coccinellidae
Product: enhancer of split malpha protein-like
Exons: 1
Coding region: 213-698 (161 amino acids)
Biological process (GO): sensory organ development; Notch signaling pathway
Source: RefSeq, a predicted model, not a curated record
UCGACCGUGGUCCCCUCGAAAACGAACACCUGUCCAUUUACGCUCUUCCUAUAGGUUCUUGGGGUUCUUACAGCGAUCCCCACCCACCCCUAAGGUAUCUCCAGUGCGUAUAAAUACGCCACAGCCACCCUCAAUCCGCAUCAUUCUCGCUUCAGAGUUCAAGCAAUCGCUAGCUAAGCUAAUCUUAUAUUAUCAAAAAUAUACCACGCAAAAUGAGUACCAACUUCGAGUACAUAAUGUCUUCGAACAACUCGGUCAACGAGAACAAGUACAACACCAAGAAAUCCAAGAGUGCAGUGCAUCAACUCAAGUCCGUUAUCAGGCCGAUCGUGAACCUUAUCAAGAAGAAGAAGAACAGCUACAGGAGUUCCCCCCAGCCCGACUACUUCAGAGACGAAGACGAGGUCAGCGAUAACCUGGCCAACGAGAAGCUGGAAAGGGAGAUCUUCGGCGAAAUCGACGCUUGCCACGAAUUCGCGGCUAUCCCUAUCUACGAAGAUGGUCGCAUGCAAAUCGAGCCAGUGUAUAGGGGUCAAAGGUACAUCCCGGUUCACUUCGCCAAGACUGAAGCUGGCACCUUCUUCUGGACUACCAUGGUCGGAGCCGAUUACGACAUCGACACUAAAGGCGAUAUGAACGCCAUCACCUACAACCAGAACGCCGAGAUCCAAGUGGCAGAUAGAUGGGCCCAAGCUUAAUUUUUUAUCUCAAAAUUUUGAGAGAUAUUGUGAUUUAUAAUUUGCUCAAUUUUUUUGACUGAUUUUGUGAUAUUAAUGUAGGUUUGUUGUACCUUACAAACGCACCUCUUGUGAUCGAUGGCUUUAAUUGUUUAUGAAUAUGUAUAUAUUUUUAUUAUAUGACAACGUCUUCCAUUUAUGAUGAAUAUUAAAAUAAAAUUGUUUAUUUUCCUA